Molecule: messenger RNA, 2166 nt
Organism: Paramecium sonneborni
Lineage: Eukaryota; Ciliophora; Oligohymenophorea; Peniculida; Parameciidae
Source: the annotation of a GenBank genome assembly
CAAUACAAAUAAAGAUAAUUAAUAAAAAUGAGUUCGUAUAUAAUAGCAGGAAGUUCUGAUAAAGUUGACACAGCAGAAGUACUUCAAUUGUUUUCUUAACUUAAUAGUGUGAGAACAUGGCUAAUCUGAUUAGACAAUAUUAUCCAGAAAUCUCAUUCAAGAUUGUAUUGAAAGAUCUAACUUAAUGGGAAUAAUAUGCCGAUGAGAUCUGUAGAAUUUACGGAUUUAAAUAAAAGAGUAAUCCAAUCAUAUAUACAAUGGAUGGAUGUCUAAUUGGAGACAGAAAUGUAUUACAAUGCAAUCAUUUAGGCAUUUAUUGCAUUAGCAGAGAGUAGAUUCGGUUUCUCUGAUCCAAAGUUGAGACAAGGACCUAUUACUCCAGAUGUUAAUAAGAAGAUUGCCAAAUAAGAAUUGGAUUUGAAAUUAAAAUUAUAGAAAGGUAAGAAAACUAUGGUUGAAAAAAUUGAAUAACAGAUGCUUAUCAUCUAUUCUAAUAAUAUUGUAUAACCUACAGAUGGUGUAUUCAAAUCCUCAUUUAAAAGUGGUGUCAAAGAAAAGCUUAAGAAUUGGUAUGAUUCACUCAAUAAUCUCAUACGUACAGAUGUUAAACGCAACUUAUCAACUGACAGUAUUUAUGCAUCAAGUUUUAGGAAUGGAAUGAAGGUGAUUUCUUUAAUCUAUUAUAGUUCCUAUAUAAGUUUGAUGACAGACUUAGACCAAUCAAGAAAUUAUAAGAAUCUCAUUAUGUUGAAGAAAACAAAGAAACUAUCUAAGAAUCUAAUUAUGUGAAUGCUGAAGUCAAAGAAGAUGGUAAAUUAGUAAUCAAACAAAUCUUGUGGUUUAGUGAAACUGCAAGAUUUCUCACUUUAGAAUAAGAAUAACUCUAAUAAUAACUUUAGGAAUUGGCAUUACAAAGAGAAAGAGAAUAAUCUCAUAAAAAUAGUAAUAUUAUAUUUAUUAUUUAGGUAUGAUAUCUCCUGAUAUCAGAAAAGAUAAUAAUGAAUUAAAUGAUACCAAUUCUUCUCCUAAAGCAACCAUCUAAACCUAACCUAUUGUUGAAUAACCAAAUGAAGAUGGAGAAUAAGAUGUCAUUAAAAACGAUUUAAAUGAUGAUCCCCAAUAAACUGAUCAACAAUCUCCUGAAUAAUUAUAAGAAUUAAAUGCUAAUACUAUUGAAUAAUAAGAAUUAGAUCAAGUUUAAUCUAUUGGAGGUGGAGCUGUUCUUGAUCUCUAAGAAGAUAUUGAAACUAUUCUUAACAAUAAUUAAGAAAAACCAGACAAAAUUGAUAUCUCAGAAUUAUAUGUUCAUAAAUUUAGAAAUUAAUAUGCAUUAAUCUUGCAUCCAUUCCCAUUAAUGGAUGGUUAAAUGUUGUUAUGCAAACCUAUUGAUGAUCAUAUUGAUGAUUUUAGUUGUAUUAAGAGAGGCAGAAUUAACUCAUAUAAAAAGAGUAGUGCAUAAUCAAAUUGUGAAGGAUUAUAUGAACACUAAUUAGAUAUAUUUAAAUCAAUUACAGUUCAAGAUUGUGAGAUUGUCACAAAAAUAAUAAAUAAAUGUGAUGCAUUAGUUGUUUUAAAUAUUCUUCCUUAAGAUUUAGAAUCAUUUUUACCAUUGUCUAAUGGACAUUAUUCAAUAAUUCUUAGAUAACAUGCUGAAUUAAAUAAAGUGAAUAAAAAACUAUUUAAGUUUCUGAAUGAAAAAAAAGUAUAAGUAAAUUAUAAACAAUUAAUGCCAAUUGAAGAAUUUAUUCUUGAUUAAAGAAGUCAAUGUUAUGAAGUUUAAAGAGAAAUAUUUAAACGUAAAUAAAUAAUAUUAUCUUAGUUAAAUCUUUGGAUAUUCAACAUUAUUUUGCAUUUCCUCCUUAAAUUCUAACAGCAGAAUCUAUAAUGGAUAUCAUUUUAAAGAUUUUAUCAAUAAUUUUAGAUUAUGAUCAUAGUACUUUUAAUUAAUAAUAUUUAGCUGCUGCUCUAAAAAUGGGAUUCAAUUUGUUAAUUAGUAAACAUAUAGUAUUUUUAUGUCCAACAUUUUCAAAUUAUGAUAAUAUAGAUGGAUUUAAAUUACACCUUUAGGCAUUUACAGCUAUGGGCUUUUUGAAUCUACCAACAGGAAGUUCUUCAAUCAAUUUCUUUGAUUUAUUGUAAAAAGCUUAAGAGAAAGUCUAAUAAUGA